UUUAUGUUGUAGGUUCAUUCAAACAGAGGUAAAGAUAACCGUUCAAAGCUGACUAUGUCGCAUGCAGCUGGCAGCAAGAGUUAUGCUCGUGUGGGUCAUGAACUGGCCGAGCAACAAGGACGCCCUGCGAGAAGAGAUGAAAUAUAUGUUAGAACACACACGCGUAAGAACAAAGAAGGGGAUAUUGUGCCUCUACCUGGAGCAGAAAUAUUCAUUAAUAAAUUUGAAGAAGUUGUUGCUAAGAACCCAGAACUGAAGGACAGAAGUAUUGAAGAUGGUGAUUUAUAUGCACAUGUUUUUGGAGAGAAAGAACCAAGAGGUCGUAUUCUUGGUUUAGGCUUAGGACCAACUCCACAAGAUGUAGGCACCCCUGGAACUCAAAUGAAAAUAUCAACAAAGCUUCAAAUGGAAUUGCAAGCUCGCAGUCAGUCUGAGCAAGAGGUUAGAGCCUUAAGACAGGAUAUGAAUCAAAUGAAAGAAAAAAUGGAUCAAAUUUAUCAAAUGAUGGUAGCAGCUCAAGGGGUGCAACAUAUAGAAAGCCCAUCACAACAUGGGUCUAAUUCUUGA
Zea mays is the source of this 567-nucleotide messenger RNA. RefSeq lists its product as uncharacterized. The transcript is spliced from 3 exons. Bases 55 to 567 code for a protein of 170 amino acids. The record is from RefSeq and is a predicted model, not a curated record. NCBI's taxonomy places the organism in Eukaryota, Viridiplantae, Streptophyta, Magnoliopsida, Poales, Poaceae.